Messenger RNA from Alternaria atra, 1221 nucleotides. RefSeq lists its product as uncharacterized. The transcript is spliced from 2 exons. The coding region runs from base 1 to 1221 and encodes 406 amino acids. The record is from RefSeq and is a predicted model, not a curated record. Lineage: Eukaryota; Fungi; Ascomycota; Dothideomycetes; Pleosporales; Pleosporaceae.
AUGCGGUUCUACGCUUCGCAAUUGUUUGCACUCAGCAGUCUGCUAUGGGCAUGCCCUAUCAAUGCUUCUCCCAUCUCGGCUCGUGAUGCCCCAACACCGGGACUGCCUUAUGAUGCAAACACCACGAAGUUCUGCACCUGGUGGGCUGAUAUGACUACGGUUAUGGCUUGCCCUGCAUUUCUAAGUGAAAACUUCGUUACUCUUGACGACUUUCUUCGUUGGAAUCCUUCGAUCGCAGCAGACUGCAGUAAUCUCACUGCUGGAAAAUCGUACUGCAUCGAGGCUGUCGACGAGCCUGCUCCAGCACCCGGUACAACGCCACCAGUAGCAACGACGAUUGCUUCGACAUCCUCGACACCACUUAUGACCUCAUCGGCCGCUUCAAAGACUUCUACCAAGUCGAGCACCAUUGUCUCAACAUCAUCGGACCCAGUUGUCACCUCAUCUGAUAUUCCACCGACUUCUACCAAGUCCAGCACCAUCACCAGCACAUCAACUACCAGUGCAGGUAACGGCGUCACCACUCCCCAGCCUACUCAACCAGGCAUGGUCAGCAACUGUAACAAGUUCCACUGGAUCGCCGCAGGUGUUAGCUGUGGCCAAGUAAUCAGCUACCAAAAGAUCACUCUAGCUGAUUUCGUCAAGUGGAACCCUACUGUAGGGGACAGUUGCACGGGUAUGUGGGCUGAAGUCAACGUGUGCGUUGGAGUCAUUGGCGGAAGUAGCCCUACUACUGCCAAACCCUCGACUACAACGAGUGCAGGCAACGGCGUGCAGACACCUCAGCCUACGCAGCCUAGUAUGGUUGGGAACUGCGCGAAAUUUCACUUUGUGGCGAAGGGUGUUACGUGCAGUCAAAUUACAAGCUACCAGAAGAUCUCUAUGGACGACUUUGUUAGAUGGAACCCUACUGUCAAGAGCGACUGUACAGGGUUACAGGCCGAUGUCAACGUCUGCGUAGGACUGAUUGGGGCCACAACGACGACGAUCAAACCUAGCACAACUACAUCAGCUGGCAAUGGCAUUCAAACACCACAGCCUACACAGUCUGGAAUGGUGAAGAACUGCAAGAAGUUUCACUACGUCGCCGAAGGUGUGGUUUGCAGUCAGAUUACUAGUUACAACAAGAUCACACUUGCAGAUUUUGUUAAGUGGAAUACGGGAAUUGGCUCAGACUGUAGGAGUAUGUGGGCCAACACGUAUGUGUGCGUUGGUGUAUGA